ACAGAGUUAGUUACAUACUUACAUCUUCUUCUCCGACGAAACGAGACGACUGCGACUGGGUUGUUCUGAAACUCAGCGUCGAGCCUUCUUCAGUGGCCAUGGAUUCUGACGAUAGUUCAUCAGAUAAGAACGCUCCUUCUGGCUACGAAACUUCUUCUUCAACGGCCAAGGAUUCUUCUUCAGAUCCUUCAUCAGAAUCGAACGUUCCCUCUGUUGUACCUUCAGAUCCUUCAUCAGAUUCGACCGUUCCCUCAGAUCCUUUAUCAGCAUCGAACGUUCCCUCACGCGGCGAACCUUCUUCUUCAGCUCCCUUAACAUCUUCAGAUCCUUCAGCAGAACCCCAACAGAUCGAAAGGCGCAGCAUAAGUUCUGGAGGUAGCUCAGAAGAUGAAAGAGGUCCCUCAGGGUUAACCAAUGAUGAAUUGAUUUUUAAGGCUUUAGAAACAAUCUAUGAGGAUGGAACUGGUCUUGAUUUCGAUGACAUUUACAAUUUUAUCGAGGACAGGUUCGACGUAGUGGAUGAUUUUAGGGAGCAGUUGGAAGCCCAGCUGGAAGCUCUUGUUGCUGAAGGCCAAGUACAAAAGGUAGGAGACCGCUACAGGAUCCGCCCUGUUGAUUUUGAUAUUCCGACUCCAACACCAGCCAGGAGUGCAGAAGAGGCGACGAGCGCGAAGCCACUAUACACUUCCCCAAGUGCUUCUGCUACUUCCGUACCAAAACCACCAGAAGAAAAUCCUCAGAUAGACGCAGCAGUAAAAGAACUCGCAGAGGCAGAACAGUUGGAGCGUCAAGCAAAAGAGGCACAAGACCUUGCCUAUAAACACGAGCAGGUGCUAAAGUUUGAAAGCCAACUGAACCUGCAGCUAGCCGAAGAGAUCCUUAACCGAUGUGCUAAUGGUCAUAAGGUUUUCCUGCGGAAAAAAGCUUGAUCUUCUGGUCCGGUUCAAUGUGGAUGUAUUCCAUGACCGGUUUCUUCUUUAACAGUUUUUUUUGGCUUUGAGUACAAAAGAGUCUGUAGAAGAUAUGUGAUUUCAUUUUGACAAACUAAUCACUCUCUGUUACUUCGGUUUAGGCUAUUAUUGGUUGUAAAGGCAACAAACUAAUCUUUUACCUUUUCUUAAUAGAGCUUUUACAUACAAUAUUAUGCCAAUCUCAAGAACUGAAAUUAGUUUUCCUAUGGGCCAAUUACAGAAAUGGAAAGUGUGAUCAAGUAAUUUUAACGGUCGUGAUUAGUUUUAUAUACGGUUAUGAGAGCUAAAUUUUAAUAGUGGGCCUCAUUGCAAGCCCAUUAUAAUGGUGUGGGGGCUUUAGGGACUCAAUGACCUUAAUUCUCUCUGUCUCUC
Molecule: messenger RNA, 1343 nt
Organism: Camelina sativa (false flax)
Lineage: Eukaryota; Viridiplantae; Streptophyta; Magnoliopsida; Brassicales; Brassicaceae
Biological process (GO): nucleosome assembly
Cellular component (GO): nucleosome
Molecular function (GO): double-stranded telomeric DNA binding
Source: RefSeq, a predicted model, not a curated record